AUGAUAGAGCCACCGGCAUGGAACUUCAAGAAGGACGAGAGCAUCUACAAGGCUGCAGGUGCCAUGCACCUGCGCAAGUAUGGCGAGUUUUUCGAGAACCUCGUGGAGAAGUCCUGGAAGAGGGACUCCACGCUGGAGUACAUCAUGGAGGGACCUCUGCGCUUAGUGUACAAAGCAACAGAGGACAUCAGUAUUCUCUCGCUGGUAGAAAUGGAGAACAAAGUGCUGUCCAAGCUGCUGGCAGCUGUGGCAGGGACGUGCAGGGAGAUCAGGCUGCUGAAGGUGGAAGCUGCCAGCUUCUACGCGAAGCUUUUCGUACACGGAGAGAGGUGCGUGGACGACGAUCUCACCAGUGUGCCUAAACUGUUAUCCGACCUGCAGGAUUUGUCGAUUUUUGCCAACCGGAUGUCAACCGUGGUGCAUCUAGCUACGCAGCAGCUGGCGAGUUUGUCUGGCGCUGUCCAUGAGAUCUACUUGCCCGCGUUGAUCGAGGGUUUUAUAGACCUGUUCGUGAUCCUGAUGACCCUCGACGAGAUCGUCGACGCUCAACCGACGAUAACGGAGCAGUGGAAGAAAUACAGAAUGCACGUGCGCUCGAUGAUGCACAAUCCGUCGCAGUUUGGCGUCGCCGAGGCGAAGUUGGAAACGUUUGACCACCUGCUCAAGGACCUACAGGAGAAGCUACUGCGGCGAAACAUGUUUCUGAAGGCGAUCGAGCACAUCAUGGACGUGAAUAAGGGCGUUGUCAUGAGCGAGCAGAUCGUCAACUACCUGAAGAACACAAUGACGGACGUGGAGAGCAAGUCCAACGACCACGCUGCGCUGAAUAAGAACUGGAUUAGAGUGAACGUAGGCGUUGCGGUGAUGAUCAAGUUGUUCGGCGCUUGCGACAAGAAACUGAUCAAGAGAGUGUUGGAAACGAACAAGAGGUUCUACGCGGUCACGCUGGUGGGCAAUGUGAUGUGGGUACCUAGCAGGUUUCUGAGCAACGUCGUGCCGAAGGAAACUGGCAACGUCGUGAGCCCACAAGUGGGCGAGAAAAUCCUACAGGCGAGAACGCAGAGAUUGUCGGUCACGGUGAACAGCUUGAUACACCGAUCGAUGACUUGGUGCGUGGAGAUGCAGAGCAUUCUCACGAGGACUAAUCUUCAGGUGUCCGAUAUCGGGCAGAAGCGCACGUUGCUGACAGAUUUGGUGACUCUACUCGCACAAAUGAGAGAAAUCAUUGCGUUCGUGACAAAUCUCCACGCUUUGCUGUCGAAGCCGAUGAGUCGCAACCUCGUACAACUUAUCUGCCGACUGGUAGAGCUGCAAAAGUCCCUGCAGACUACGUUCUAUGCACUUGGACCAAUUGUGGUGCAGUCGCAGGCGCAAGUGUUGCAAUAUCUGGCCUACUACAUUCUGGCUAUGCUAGAGACAGCGCGCAAGGGCCUUGUGCAAAAGGAUAAGAGCUAUAGUAGGGAACGGCUGGAUGCGUUAUCUCUGAUAGGGCUAAGUAUGCGACUGAUGGGCGGUCCGGCGAGUACAGACAGAAGACUGAUAGUGCGUUGUGCGUUGGCCUGCGCUAGUCAGUUGACUGAUACCUUCCGUGAAGAGGACGUGGUGAAGCUACGUUUCCUGCUGGAUAGUUACGACACCGUGGCUGAAUUGUACGAGCUUGUCAGCGAACUCGGCGACUACUCAUUGCUGCUACACCAUCAGAAUAUGCUGCCUGCCUAUCUUUCCUCGGUGGUCGAUGGUAACAGCAACAUCUGUCACCUCGCCCAUCUGUUCGUCGCUUUCAAUAGUGCUGUGGGUGAGCAGGAGUCCGAGCUGAAAGAAAAACGCAUCGCGGAGCUCAGGGAAAGCUUAGUGAAGAGCGUACUGAAACCAGCUUGCCAUGAAAUCGAGACGAGCCUGCGGCUGCACGUGCAUGCUCAUCUGAAAUUGGACUCCACGAAUCCCUUCAACGUGGGCGCCAAGGAUGGCGGCAAGGUGGUGCGAGUCCCGCCGCUCCCAUUAGCAGAAAACAUGGUCUGCGUCAAGAGGUUUGCCGAGCACUACCUGGACGACAUGUUCUACAACCUGACGACGGUGGCUUUGCACGAUUGGAGAACUUACCGCACGAUGCACGCAUUAGCCAGCUACAAAAUGGACCUGGAUACGGUACAGGACCAUCUGCCGACGCAGACUUUGGAACAGGGCCUAGAUGCUUUAGAAAUCAUGCGUAACAUCCAUGUAUUCGUUUCUAGAUACUUGUACAAUCUGAACACCCAGACGUUCGUGGAGCACAACAGCGGCAACAAGCAUCUCAAUACCAUUGGCAUUCGUCACAUCGCCAAUUCGAUUCGCACUCAUGGUACCGGCAUCAUGAGCACCACGGUGAAUUUUGUUUAUCAGUUUCUGCGCGUCAAGCUGCACACCUUCUCGCAGUUCCUCUUCGACGAGCACAUCAAGUCGCGAUUAAUGCGCGACAUCAGAUUCGUGCGAGCGCAGCGGGAAGCAGGCACCACCCCGUACACGUACGAACGGGCGGAGAAAUUCCAGAAGGGUAUCCGCAAGCUGGGUAUGACUGCUGACGGACUGAGCUACCUGGACCAGUUUCGCCAGCUGAUCACGCAGAUCGGCAACGCGCUCGGCUACGUGCGACUGAUCCGUUCCGGCGGUCUUCAUGCCAGCUCCAACGCGGUGUCCUUCCUGCCGGAUAUCGAGAAAACGGUGCCGUUCGAGUCGCUCUGCCGCGGACUGAAUUACAGCGUUACAACGCAGGCCGCGGCCAGGCGACUGGAGGACGACAUUGCCGACCUGGUGCGCAAUUUCACCGAGGGCAUUCAUUAUUUUAAGUUGCUGGUGGACGUGUUCGCGUCGGCAUUCCGCGAUGCCAAGUCCUAUCACCUGCAACAGUUCUAUGCCAUCGUGCCGCCGCUCACGCUCAGCUUUGUCGACAAUUCCGUGUCCAACAAGGAGAAAAUGUUCAAAAAAAACCAGACUGGUGCGGCCUUCACGGACGACGGCUUCGCCAUGGGUAUCGCCUAUAUCAACGCGCUGCUCGACCAGAGCGUCGAGCUGGACGGCCUGCAUUGGUUCAAAACGGUGGAGCAGCAUAUCGCCCAGGAGAAGCUCGCCGCCGAGAGCAAGGACGAUCACGGCGAUGAGAAACUCCAACAGACGAGAGCGCUCACGCUUAAACGCCUCGCUGAGAGAAAUGCUGAGUUUCAGUUGUUGUAUUACAGUCUUUCUGGCGCCAGAGUAUUCUUUAAGCAGCCUGAUACGUAACAUAUUGUUUUGAUAUUUAAGUACUUUACUACUAUGUGCUCAAGUUUAUCUUGAUCUACGAAUCUUGAUCGCUGGAAGAGAGAUGGUUGUCAUAAAUGUGGGUAAAUAUGCAUUUAGAGAGAGAGAGAGAGAGAGAGAGAGGAUUGUUUGUUCUUAAGAAAGUUUGGACAGAAUUUGAAAUUAACGCGAUCCAAUCCGAUACCUUUCGUUCAUUUAUUUUCAUACAUAUGUAUCUGCCAUAGCACUUGUAAAUGACUUAGAGGCUUUCUAUGAUCACUUUUAUAAAUAUUUUCUACACUGAGAAUAUCGUUACAAUCGUCAGACCGUUCAAUAAAUAAUUGGCUAGACUGCGUGACUAGGAUUUAUUACAUCGAAAGGAGGUGCAAUCAUUACUCUGCAGUUGCAAGUAAAACCGACGGAGCGAGUGGAUGAAGAUAACAUUUUUGCAGCGCAUCAAAUUUCAGCUGUUCGUCGCGAUGUAAUUAGAAUAAUAAAUCAUAGCAACACUAAUUGAUAAUAAAUAUUGCUUUAUGAGUAAUAAAUUAUAGGAAUUAUGUUAAUUUUCGUAAAACUUGACGUAAACCUUCACCCACUUCGCGUUUUGCGAAUCGAUUAUUUCAAAGAAAUCUUCAAGAGCUGAAUUUUCCGAAAGAAUCGAUUCAAUCCGGAUCGUGAAAAGGACAUCAUGUUUUUUAAAUUUUCAAUCAACUUUUUUCUAAUAAUGUUAACAUAUGGCAUACAAUACAUACAGACAUAUGUGUAUGUCUGUAUAUAUAUCCGCAUACAUACAUAUAUAUAUAUACACACACAUACGUACAACGUGAUCAACUACCCUCGUAGCUGCAUAUGCUGAAAGAAAAUAAACAUAUCGUCUUUGGCGCAC
Ooceraea biroi (clonal raider ant) is the source of this 4138-nucleotide messenger RNA. It is a transcript of the gene SWIP, whose product is annotated as strumpellin and WASH-interacting protein. The record is from RefSeq and is a predicted model, not a curated record. Gene Ontology annotation, cellular component: WASH complex; endosome. NCBI's taxonomy places the organism in Eukaryota, Metazoa, Arthropoda, Insecta, Hymenoptera, Formicidae. Gene Ontology annotation, biological process: endosome organization; endosomal transport.